Molecule: messenger RNA, 2261 nt
Organism: Dermacentor andersoni
Lineage: Eukaryota; Metazoa; Arthropoda; Arachnida; Ixodida; Ixodidae
Product: sterol O-acyltransferase 1
Biological process (GO): cholesterol metabolic process
Cellular component (GO): endoplasmic reticulum membrane
Source: RefSeq, a predicted model, not a curated record
UCCGCCCGUCCGUACCGAAGGGGAGCACCCGCGGUACGCCGGCUGCGCCGUGCCGGCACUUCAACACCGACUGCUGCCGGAGACGCAGCGCGCGCUCUCGCUCCGCAAAGCGCACCAGCACGCGGACGCUCCCGAGAGGCCAAGUAGCCGGACGCACGAGUCGGCCAGCAAACAGCGAGUGUCAGUUCUGUUGCCUUCAGCGCGAACUCGCCGAGGGACACCCGAGUCAACGCCGGCGGUCUCGAGCGAGGCGGCAAAAGUUUCCUGCCAGUCACCGGUGGAUCUAGAAACAUUCUAUUGCUCUCCUGAAAACUAAAUCGUUCGCAAUUGCUGGACUGCGAAACCUGACCGCGCCGUUUAUUCUGCUGGCUGCACUCUGGCCGUAUCCUGCUGCUGACCGGUAUGGAGCCCAGCGGGUGCGCCGAGCAGCUUCUGAGCCUCAAGACCAGCAUCGAGAGGCUGCGCCGGAGCGUCAACGUUGAGCUGGACAACCUGAGCGCAGUGCUCGACACACUGGCCCACAAGGAGAGUGACCGCAACAACCGGGUGAAUGGCAGCCACACUACCGAAUCCCAGCUUCGCAAGAAGAGCUCACCUGGACAGGACCUUCCAGAGAAGUUCUUCGCCAUUCGGGAGAGUCGUAUUGUGGACAUUAUGGCCAGCGAACACAUCCGGACAGUGUUCAACAUCUUCGUGGCUUUUCUGUUCCUCGUUACCGUCAUACUGAUCACAUCCUACUUUUACGAUCCUCAAAGGCUACACGACGACAUGUCGACCAUCGUGGUCAACUCUACCGGCAUCGUGGGUGUCUUCGGCCAUCUCAUUGCCAUCAACCUGGCUAUUCUAUUCCUCCUGCAUCCAUCACUGCAGCUCUGGGCUAGCUGUCGAGCGCUCGGCAAAAGCGGUCCCGUGGACGCCGUUUUCGGCAGCCUGUUCGCGCUGUUCCUGGGCUGUGUAACCGUGUUUCCUGUGCACUACAUCUUCGCCAACGAGCUGCCACCUCUGUCCUCCUGCAUCCUCGCCUUCGAACAGGUAAGAUUACUGAUGAAAGCGUACGCGUACACGAGGGAGAUUGUUGGCCGAGUGCUCAAGCAUGCAGAGCUGAAAGCGAAGAGUGAAAACAACCACGUGGAGCUGACGUUACCGGGAGUAUCCUGCGUCCUCUACUUCCUCUUCGCGCCCACUCUGAUCUACAGGGAUACCUACCCAAGAACGCCCAAGGUUCGCUGGGGCGCCGUGCUGUGGUACACGGGCCAGUUCUUCGCGUGCGUGGCCCUGUAUUCCGUGGUGCUGAACCACUUCAUCAAGGACCUCUUCUGUGACGCCGGCAAGGAUGGCUUCCAGCUGUUGGGUUUCACGCUCACUGGCUGCGCCAUUCUGCUGCUGGGCAGCAUCAGCAUGUUCCUCGUUUUCUACGGCUUCCUUCACUGCUGGCUCAACAUUUUCGCGGAGGCUAUGCGCUUUGGAGACCGACUCUUCUACCUGGACUGGUGGAAUAGCACUACUUACGCGGACUACUACCGGUCUUGGAACUUGGUCGUCCACGACUGGCUCUUCAAUUACGUCUACCGUGAUGCGUACAAGGCCUUCAACUAUAACAAGAAACUGGCCAUGCUGGUUGUUUUCUUCCUGUCCGCCCUGGUUCACGAAUACAUUCUGGCACUCAGCUACCGAUUCUUCUUUCCCGUCGUCCUGGUCGUCUACGGCACCAUCGGAGUGGCGCUUAUGUUUGCGACGAAAAAGAAGACGGCGCGCUUCUGGAACGUGUUCCUGUGGAUCACGCUGAUUGCCGGAUGGGGCCUGAUACUCAUCUUUUACACAGUCGAAUUCUACUCCAGGAUCAACUGUCCCACAUCCAAGAGCGCCCUGGCGGACUUCUUCAUCCCGCGGUCCUUCUCGUGGUCCUGCAAUUCCUUCAGCCACUCCAGCUGGUUCUCGUCGUCCUUCUACAAGCAGAAGCCCUCGUUGACGUGACGUGCGCCAUGCGUAGGAGUGUCAACGCGCCGAGACACGGACGUGCGAUCACUGUGUGUACAUUCCCAGUUCUGGCCGCCAAGUUGCCUGAACCGUGUAAAUAUGUAGCAUACUCUCCGGAUCACGUGGGAACGACAAUUUUACGGGGCAACUGAGUUAUUUUCGUGACAUAUUUUAAUAACGUGCUUGUACACAGCUGCGCUUGUUGAAAUCGUAUUUGUACACCUAUGUUUGAAGGCGUUUUAGACGCACUGCUGUUUUCGAAUAAAGUAUUCCAAACAAUCUUU